AUGGGCAGCAUAGAUUCACGCUUCUUUAGCACUGUCUCCCGCUUCCCCCCCUGCCCGCAUCCUCCUCAUCAAAGCACUGCUCCCCGCCUUUCUCCGCUUCCCCUUAUCUCUGCGCCUACUUCUCCUUUAGGGACUUCCGGCCCACAGCUCUGUGAGCGUUUGCGCUGCAGAGAGUGCUCACGAGGGGGCGGGGAAUGGGGACUGCUGAUGGGGCUGGCGGAGGCUAUAGAGGAUGUGUUUGGUGUUGAAGAUGGCGGGGCGGUGGUACGGUGGAUAUAUCGCCAACCCCACAGGAGUGGGGGGGGGGGGCUGAAGGGGGGUGAAGGAGGGGUUGCUGCUGGGGCGGGCGGAGGUCAUAGCUAUGAUGCACCUGUUCCUCCUACUCCAUCCCCGCACCUGCUUCUCCCACGCCAUCUUCUGCCCCACGGACUCCCCCAUACCCACGGCACGGGCGCACUGCUCACCCAAGAAGAGGUUGCUGCCAUGGCAGAGCUGCACGGGAGGCUGCAGGCGAAGCUGGGUGAGGCCCGGCUGCUGGGUUCCCCGUGGCGGUUUUUGAGGAUGGCCGGGCAGAGGGAGGAGGAGGUGCGUCCGAAGGUAGAGCAGCGGGAGAAGGCGGUAGGUGGUGAGAGGAACGUAGUCUAA
Molecule: messenger RNA, 645 nt
Organism: Closterium sp. NIES-65
Lineage: Eukaryota; Viridiplantae; Streptophyta; Zygnematophyceae; Desmidiales; Closteriaceae
Source: the annotation of a GenBank genome assembly